GUCGGAACCAAGACCGCGUUAUACGUUCGUAUCUUCUUACAUUCUUUGGGCUCCGACACCAUCAAUAAAUGGAAGAGUCAGUAAAUGGAAGAAACUGCAGAAGCGAAAGCAGCCCUCCACCAUGAGAAGGAGGAUGAAGAAGCAGUGGGACUUAGGAACUUGUCUCGGAGCAUUCUUCAGAAGAUUAUUGCUCAGGACAUCCGGGUCUACUUGAUCUGGUUGGCGUUAUACGGUCACGGCGAGCGGUAUCUCAGAGGAUGCAAGCCGAAAGCACCAGACACAGAGACUGCGAUUCCCAAAGGAGCAAUAGGAUGGGGCUUCGCGACCUUGGGGACACAGGAAUGGUUCGACAACAGAACGUACCAAACCAAAAACAUGGUCAAGACCAACGAUCCAUUUCUUUUUCAAGUAGCAUACAAUGCUACAGAUACUAUAACUAGUAAAACGCAAGGUGAAGAUGUUGAGAUUUGGAUCACAGAAGCAAAGAGUCCUGCUGAAAACGUAGCUCGGCUUCAUACAGAGGUCUGGGUUCCGACAGAAGAUGAUGAUUUACAACAGCACUAA
Messenger RNA from Paecilomyces variotii, 564 nucleotides. RefSeq lists its product as hypothetical. The coding region runs from base 85 to 564 and encodes 159 amino acids. NCBI's taxonomy places the organism in Eukaryota, Fungi, Ascomycota, Eurotiomycetes, Eurotiales, Thermoascaceae. The transcript is spliced from 4 exons. The record is from RefSeq and is a predicted model, not a curated record.